UAUGUGCAGAGUAUGCAAAGACAUUUUACUUAGGAACCAAGCUAAUGACCCCAGAGAGAAGAAGAGCUAUCUGGGCAAUAUAUGUGUGGUGCAGGAGAACGGAUGAGCUUGUUGAUGGCCCUAAUGCAUCCCACAUAACUCCGCAAGCUUUAGAUAGGUGGGAGACCAGGCUGGAAGAUAUUUUCAGUGGGCGGCCAUUUGAUAUGCUUGAUGCUGCUUUAUCCGAUACUGUCUCCAGAUUUCCUGUUGAUAUUCAGCCAUUCAGAGAUAUGAUUGAAGGAAUGCGUAUGGACUUGUGGAAAUCCAGAUACAAAACUUUCGAUGAGCUAUAUCUCUAUUGUUACUAUGUUGCUGGUACUGUAGGAUUGAUGAGUGUUCCAGUUAUGGGUAUUGCACCUGAAUCAAAGGCAACAACAGAGAGUGUAUAUAAUGCUGCUUUGGCUUUAGGGCUUGCAAAUCAACUAACCAAUAUACUCAGAGAUGUAGGAGAAGAUGCCAGAAGAGGAAGAGUAUACUUGCCUCAAGAUGAAUUAGCACAGGCAGGGCUCUCCGACGAAGACAUAUUUGCUGGAAGAGUGACUGAUAAGUGGAGGAACUUUAUGAAGAAACAAAUUCAGAGGGCGAGGAAAUUCUUUGAUGAGUCAGAGAAAGGUGUCACAGAACUGGACUCUGCUAGUAGAUGGCCUGUGUUAACAGCGCUGCUGUUGUAUCGCAAGAUAUUGGACGAGAUUGAAGCCAACGACUACAACAACUUCACAAGGAGGGCUUAUGUUAGCAAGCCAAAGAAGCUUCUCACCUUGCCCAUUGCUUAUGCAAAAUCUCUUGUGCCCCCUAAUAGAACUUCCUCUCCACUAGCAAAGACAUGAAUGAAGUAGUUGAGUCAAUGAGUAUUAUACACUAAAGAAACUCAGGUACUUGUAAAUGAGAUAUCUUUUGCUAAAUGUGUAUCAUCAAAAGUAGAUUGUAAAUUCAAUAUGACAAUUUCUUGGUAGAAUGUUUCUCCACA
Molecule: messenger RNA, 1006 nt
Organism: Nicotiana tabacum (common tobacco)
Lineage: Eukaryota; Viridiplantae; Streptophyta; Magnoliopsida; Solanales; Solanaceae
Source: RefSeq, a predicted model, not a curated record